Messenger RNA from Odocoileus virginianus texanus, 727 nucleotides. The record is from RefSeq and is a predicted model, not a curated record. Lineage: Eukaryota; Metazoa; Chordata; Mammalia; Artiodactyla; Cervidae.
AAGGCGCGUGACCGACAGCGGACGGGGCGUAAGGCGGUGGCUGUGCCGCUGUGGGCGCCGCCGGGGCGGGCGACUCCCCUGUUCUCGGCCAGUGGCGCCUCAGAUCAGCCCUCUGACAAGCGGACCCCGGAAGAAGGAGCAAUAAUGCUGCCCAAACCUGGGAUCUAUUUCUUCCCCUGGGAGGUCAGUGCUGGCCAAGUUCCUGAUGGGAACACACUGAGGACAUUUGGCAGGUUGUGCAGCUACGACAUGACCCAGUCCCAAGUAACCCUGAUGGCUCAACUCAGAUCUGAACAGUACCCGAUCCUCGUCUGUACCAAGUUGGUGGAACCGUUCCAAGCCCAGCUGGGCUCCCUCUACACUGUCCUUGGGGAACUGGAGCAUCAGAAGGACGGAAGCUGCAUGGUGAAGGCCCGGGUACUGACGUGUGUGGAAGGAAUGAACCUCCCCUUGUUAGAACAAGCCGUCCGGGAGCAGAGGCUGUACCAGCAAGAGAGGGACAGUGGCCAGUAGGGAGCAAUGCCGCCUUCCCGCCCGGCCAGACGCUGGAGCUGCUGCAGAGAAGAUGCAGGAGCGUCCCCCGGCUGACAGCCUUUGUCUGGAGAGACGAGGGGAGGGCAGCCUAGCGCUCCGAGGCCGGGCGCUGGGGCGCUGGGGCGCUGGGCCUCGUGUGGGUCCUGGAGAGUUCCAGAAUGUCCCUGUGAAUAAAGCCUGGUGGUGUGACUGA